CCGCAACACUGAAUAAUGGAUGGCCUUGGACCUUUCUGUGCCUCGGGGCUGUGCUGGUGCUGGGUCGGUGUGGCUUGCAACAGCCAGUUGCUAAAUGUUCGGGGCACCUCGGAACUGGUUGACAUCCAUGACGGAGAUGGGAGCUCAAGCAGCAGCCACCAAGGCCUCAAGAGCACAGCCAAGUGGGCGGCCUCCUUGGAGAAUCUUCUGGAAGACCCUGAGGGCGUGAAGAGAUUUAGGGAAUUUUUGAAAAAGGAAUUCAGUGAAGAAAAUGUCUUGUUUUGGCUGGCGUGUGAGGAUUUCAAGAAAAUGGAGGACAAGACGCAGAUGCAGGAAAAGGCCAAAGAGAUCUACAUGACCUUCCUGUCCAACAAGGCCUCUUCUCAAGUCAACGUGGAGGGGCAGUCUCGGCUCAGUGAAAAGAUUCUGGAACAACCACACCCUCUGAUGUUCCAGAAGCUCCAGGACCAGAUCUUCAAUCUCAUGAAGUAUGACAGCUACAGCCGUUUCCUGAAGUCUGACUUGUUUUUGAAGCACAAGCGGACCGAGGAAGAGGAAGAGGAGCCUCCUGACGCUCAAACCGCAGCUAAGCGCGCUUCCAGAAUUUACAACACAUGAGCCUCCGAGAGCUGAGGCCUGCCUUCGCCCCGUGGAGCAGAGGGGUGGACUCGGACCUGUGCAGGGUGUCAUUGCUUUGCCAUAUUUGAGGACUGAAGUGUGCAAGACCUUCCCUGGGGAUGUGUGUACUUUAUUAACUGUUUGACCAGUAACUUUUGCAUGUCGGCUAAUCUUCCAUUAAAAACAAAAGUAGCUUUGAAGUUUUAGUUCACAAAACAAAUGCAAUUCCUCCAACACUGGAUGCUCAGAGCAUUUAAAUUUGAUUAAACUUCCCAUGAGGCCACAGGUAAA
Molecule: messenger RNA, 909 nt
Organism: Meriones unguiculatus (Mongolian gerbil)
Lineage: Eukaryota; Metazoa; Chordata; Mammalia; Rodentia; Muridae
Gene: Rgs10
Product: regulator of G protein signaling 10
Exons: 5
Coding region: 16-618 (200 amino acids)
Biological process (GO): regulation of G protein-coupled receptor signaling pathway
Molecular function (GO): G-protein alpha-subunit binding; GTPase activator activity
Source: RefSeq, a predicted model, not a curated record